This is a messenger RNA of Colletotrichum chrysophilum, 1401 nucleotides long. RefSeq lists its product as uncharacterized. Lineage: Eukaryota; Fungi; Ascomycota; Sordariomycetes; Glomerellales; Glomerellaceae. The record is from RefSeq and is a predicted model, not a curated record. The transcript is spliced from 2 exons. The coding region runs from base 1 to 1401 and encodes 466 amino acids.
AUGGCACAACUAUCAGACCUGCCACUGGAGAUUAUUCUCGAAAUCUGCUCUUUUGUGCGACCUGAUCUCCACGGCAAGGAUAUCCUCGACGGAAAAGAGUCCGGCAAAGUCGAUCAGUAUCAGGAGGUCCUCCGCGACCGCCGCAACUUGAAGUCGUUGAAAAGCUUUUGCCGCACUUGCAAGAAGUACAACAACCUCCGAGACACCCUACUCUUCACCACGAUCGUUUCAAACCAAGACUUCAAAGAAGACGCCGUCUGGGAUCUGAUAACCAUGAUCGGCGGGCUCCUAAACAACCCGGGAGGACGAGUUCGCACCCGCAGCCUCCAUCUGUUCUUUUACACCGUGGAAGAUGAGCGGACGGUGAGAGCUCUGGAGAACGCCGCCGCCGCCGUGGGCAUCGACACAACCAAGUUGAUUCUCGACCUGUUCGGAGACGAUCGAAAAUUCAUCACUCUCAAAGACGUCGUCAACCACACCGUGUACCUACGUUGCGACUGUAUCUUAGGCUACGUAACGCUGCUUCUCAUUCUCCUCUUGCCUAAGGUCCAAGAUCUCACUCUCGUGAUCAGCCUGCACGCCUACCACUGGAUGAUUCACAUCUGGGCAAAGGCACGUUGCAUCGGGCUUCCCCACGCGGCUAUUCUACGACUCAAAACCCUCGCUAUCAGCAUCACCUCCUUCAAGUACCGAGACGACGAUCGCGACAGAGGUUUCCGUUCCAUGUUCGGCAUGCAGCCAUCCUGCGAGGUAUAUGGACAGAUGUGCGAGUUCCAAGCCACGCAGAUGACUGAGUCCAAAAUAACCUCACUGACUCUCAACCUAUCGCCUAUCAAGACCCCAGAGCUGUGUCGACUUAUCCAAAGGCUUACGACGCUGAAAAAAUUCAUUCUCGUCGGCAACGUGCAACCGAUCAGUAUCGCAGACACGAUUGAGGCGUUGAAGAAACAUGCCCGUACUCUGCACACUCUGGGCUUCAAGAGACGACCUUUGGCCGAGGACAAAGACAACGAGUACGCCAUCGCCGACCUCAGAGACUUCGUCUCCCUAGAGAAGCUUUGGAUCACCGCCGCGCUGCUAAGUGCAGUCGACGAAUCUGGUCAGAAGCAGAAGGCGCCUGCUGAACAUCCUCCCACGAAGUGUGAGAAACGGCCCUCUGACGUUGACAACGUCUUUCUGAAGCUUCCAACCUCCCUCAAGAAGCUUCACCUGGACGGCCACACGAAGCACCUCGUCGAGGAUUUCCGCCGCUUUUCGCAUGGAGUUCAGCGUGGGGACUAUUCCAUCAACUUCACUCUGUCGUUGAGCCGUACCAGCGGCGCUGGCAAGAAAGUGAUCAAUAUGUUUUACAAGCUGAAGCACCAAGUCGUCGUCGGCGAUGGCCGUCCUGUGCUAUGGUAG